GGCGGAUUUUGUAUUGACAAUUUGGCCUCCGUCAGAAUUGAAAAUUCCUAAAACCUUCCUCGUACGUCCAGAUCCGAUUAAAGUCUCCCCAAUUUUGUAGGAUUCAAGAUGAGCGAUUUAUUGCUGGGGUUGACUGGAUCUCGCCAGGAUUCCGCUGGAAACCGGCUUUCCAGCCUGAAGGCCCACCCGAACGUGACAUCGGUACCUCCUGGUUGCCACCCGGGAGGAGUGCAAGUUAGAACGGCAUUCCAGGGUCGUCACGCGCUUUGAUCGAGGCCUUUCGUUGUAGCCGUUCUCAGUUCUCAAAAUCUUCAAAUUGCGCUCAGAACUGAUCGGGACGUUAUUCUGAUGACUUUGACUGCAAUAAUUACUUCUACUGCUCCUCAACUUCCUUCGCAGUUCUCAUUGGCUCUUUCUCCAAGACUCUUCUCCUCCAUUUUAGCUCGUAUCUUGAGUGCACCUUUUGCAACUCAAACCAUAUAAACUCCUUCAACAUUCACAGUACAGUAUCAAACAGCUUACAUGCAGUCUAAGCAGAUGAUCUGGGAACGGUGACAGCCUAUAAAUUCGAAGAUUCUUUCAACUUGUGUGUUUCGAUUGAUACUGGUGGUCUAGAUUCCCAAUCCAAACAAUUGACAAUUCAAUUUUUUGAUAGUGAACAAGCUUUUCCUUUUUUCUUCUGGACUCCUUUACACCACUCUGGUGAGAGCGGUGAGACCUGCAAACACUUCAUCAACACGACCGUCUAUCAACAAUCUGAACAAAAGCAGUCAGGCAGUACCAAAUUUGCACCUUCGGGCUGCCAACAAGUCCUAGAAUCUUGGGAGUGGAUUGACAACAAUUACAGCAAAGGAAAAAGUUUGAGAAAUCCACUUAGGAACAAAGACAGUCACCAUGAAGUACAUGAUCGCAAAGCCGUCCGAGUAUCUAAUUGUCACUGGCUCGGGUAUCACUGACAUCAAGCUUGCCAAGAAAGGAUGGAUAUGGCCGAUGCAGUCCGCUCGGACCUUCGACAUAAGCCCUAUGAACUACUCGUUCGAUGUUCAAGCUAUGAGCAUAGAAAAGCUUCCAUUUACACUACCUGCAGUUUUUACGAUCGGUCCCCGGGAUGAUGUCGACUCGUUGAAGCGAUACGCAAAGCUGAUUGCGGCCCAUGACAUGUCCGGCAGUCAUGUCACGGACUUGAUAAAGGGAAUUGUGGAGGGAGAAACGCGUGUGCUUGCAGCCGGCAUGUCCAUGGAAGAAGUAUUCAAAGGAACGAAGGCCUUCAAGCAAGAGGUUUUCAACAAAGUGCAGCUCGAGCUUGACCAGUUCGGGCUUCACAUUUACAAUGCCAAUAUCAAGCAACUCGUCGACAUCAAAGGUCACGAGUAUUUUUCCUACUUGGGUCAGAAGACCCAACAAGAAGCAGCGAACCAGGCUAAAGUGGACGUCGCAGAGGCGAAGUACAAGGGAGACACAGGAGCGAAAGAACGAGAGGGACUAACGCUCCGAAAUAAGGCUAAGGUCGAAGCAGAAACCAAGAUCUACACUAAGAAUCGUGCUUCCGAGGCCCGACAGCAGGAAGUCAAGGUCGAUGCUGAAACGAAGAUCUUUGAAAACUUGCGAGAAGCAGAAGUUGCAGAAGCCAAUGCGACAUUGGCGGCGCAAAAAGCACAGUGGGAGCAGACCACGAAAAUCGCUCAAAUCGAAGCUGACAGGACAGCAUCUAUUCGAGACGCGGAGUUGACGAGGGACUUAGAGAAGAAGAAGGCUCUAGCAGAAACCGAGCGGCUCAGGGGACAAGCACUCGCGAGGGCAACGGUAGACUACGAGGUUAACGUGCAAGCCACGAAUGCACAGGCGUACAAGGUGCAGAAGGAGGCGGAUGCUAUCUUCUACACUCGCUCGACCGAGGCAGAAGGUGUUCAGAAAGAAGCUGAUGCCUUCCUCUAUCGGCAGCAGAAACAAGCAGACGCUCUUCUCUACGCCAAGGAAAAAGAAGCAGAAGGUAUUCGCAUAAUGGCACAAGCUCAAGCAGCUUAUGUGACGUCGAUGCUUUCAGCCUUCGAAGGAAACGUAGGUGCAUUCCACGACUUCUUAAUGAUCGACCGCAAGGUGUACCAGGAAAUGGGCCAGAUCAACGCCAACGCCAUCAAAGGACUGGAGCCGAAGGUUUCCGUCUGGACUACAGGAAACUCGUCCGCCGAUGGCAGCGCUCCAAGCGCAGCUCAACCUAUCGCAGACGUGUAUCGCAUGAUUCCUCCUCUCUUCAGUACGAUUAAGGAGCAAACGGGCAUCAAUGGUUUGCCAAACCAAGGCAUGCCAACUCUUCAUUUCAUGCCUCAGAAUGGCAACUCAGCCGUCGCAGCAAGAAAAUAGAAUCAGAAUUGGUCAAGCGAGAUGCAGUAGAUCCACGUGCAGCAGCAAUACACGCCCAUUGUUACAAUUCAGAUUCCCAACAAACAACGAUCAGAGAUGGAUUCGAUGCACAACCUUACGAGCUUGAAAUUACGACCUUCAUUGAGUAGGAAAGGGAGGAAACCAGCGUGGAGUUGCACCUCAGCAAUGCGGUUUUAGACGACUCAAGACAAAUCAAUUCGUAUGGAACAUCCAGAUGAAAAGUCACUGUGAAACCUGUAGAAAAGACUAACAUUACGUAAACUCGAAUACUCGUGUAUGAUAUCUUUAGCAUCUCUCGGUGUACAUACAAAGCCAGGUUCUUUAUCAAUUGAUUUUGUAUUUCAGCUCUGAUUCUUCCCUUCACUUCUCUUCUAAGCGUGAUACAUCCAAGAUGUGAAACCUCGUUUUCUCUGGAAAUUGAUCUCAAGAUAAAUAUGGUCCAAGCAAGUCCAGUUCAUCUUGGAACUGAACAUUUGGAUCGGUUAAGCUGUUGGCUUAGAUGAAUUAUUUAAACAGUCUUUCAACUAUGUAUGGACGAUAGACGAUGGUAUUGGAUUUAUGUUUCAUUAAUAAAGUGAAGGGGUGAAGAAGCUGAUGUGAAAAGCUUCGUGUUACGUGAGAAUGGUUCAUGUUUAUACAACAAG
Marchantia polymorpha subsp. ruderalis is the source of this 3026-nucleotide messenger RNA. The record is from the annotation of a GenBank genome assembly. Lineage: Eukaryota; Viridiplantae; Streptophyta; Marchantiopsida; Marchantiales; Marchantiaceae.